Messenger RNA from Pterocles gutturalis (yellow-throated sandgrouse), 2043 nucleotides. RefSeq names its product Leo1, Paf1/RNA polymerase II complex component, homolog (S. cerevisiae) (gene LEO1). Gene Ontology annotation, molecular function: RNA polymerase II C-terminal domain phosphoserine binding. Gene Ontology annotation, biological process: transcription elongation by RNA polymerase II; positive regulation of transcription elongation by RNA polymerase II. The record is from RefSeq and is a predicted model, not a curated record. NCBI's taxonomy places the organism in Eukaryota, Metazoa, Chordata, Aves, Pterocliformes, Pteroclidae. Gene Ontology annotation, cellular component: nucleus; Cdc73/Paf1 complex. The annotation marks the transcript as partial. The transcript is spliced from 11 exons.
AUUCUGAUUCUGGGUCUGAAUCCGAUUCCGAUCAGGAGAAUGCUGGCUCUGGCAGUAAUGCUUCUGGCAGUGACAGUGACCAGGAUGAUGACAGAGAGGCCAUAAAGCCUAGUAAUAAGGAGUUAUUUGGAGACGAUAGUGAGGAUGAAGGGGCAUCGCAUCACACAGGGAGUGACAACCACUCUGAAAGAUCCUACAACCGCUCGGAAGCAUCAGGGCAUUCUGAGCAUGAAGACAACGAUCAGUCAGAUGCAGAGCAGCACAGUGCUUCAGAAGCUGCUCACGAUGAUGAGGAGGAUGAUCACGGGCAUGGGUCGGAUGAAGGCAGUCAUCAUUCAGAGGGAGAGGGUUCUGAAAAAGCACAUUCGGAGGAUGAGAAGUGGGGCAAGGAGGACAAAAGCGAUCAGUCGGAUGAUGAGGAGAGACAGCAGAACUCUGACGAUGAGGAGAAAGCGCAGAACUCUGAUGAAGAUGAAAGGCCGCAGAUGUCUGAUGAUGAGGAAAGACUUCAGAACUCAGACGAGGAGAAAAUGCAGAACUCUGAUGAUGAGGAGAGGCCACAGGCCUCAGAUGAGGAGAAGAUGCAGAACUCGGAUGAUGAUGAAAGGGCCCAGCAUUCUGACGAGGAGAAGAUGCAGAACUCUGACGAUGACGAAAGGGCCCAGCACUCCGAUGAGGAGGACCAAGAGCAUAAAUCUGUAGAGUCUGCAAGGGGCAGCGAUAGCGAAGAUGAAGUUCCACGAAUGAAGCGAAAGAAGCCAAUUGCAUCAGAUUCAGAAGCGGACAGUGAUACGGAAGGACAGAAAGAGCAUGCAGAUGUCAUGGAUCUGUUUGGAGGUGCAGAUGACAUUUCGUCAGGGAGUGAUGGAGAAGAAAAGCCACCAACUCCAGGACAGCCCAUUGAUGAAAAUGGACUGAGUCAAGAACAGCAGGAAGAAGAGCCUAUUCCAGAGACUAGAAUAGAGGUAGAAAUACCCAAAGUCAACACAGACUUGGGUAACGAUUUGUAUUUUGUGAAGCUGCCCAACUUCCUUAGCGUGGAACCCAGACCUUUUGAUCCCCAGUAUUAUGAAGAUGAAUUUGAAGAUGAGGAGAUGCUUGAUGAAGAGGGUAGAACUAGGUUAAAACUCAAGGUAGAAAACACGAUACGAUGGCGGAUGCGACGAGAUGAGGAAGGGAAUGAGAUCAGAGAAAGCAAUGCACGGAUAGUCAAAUGGUCAGAUGGAAGCAUGUCUCUCCACUUGGGAAAUGAAGUCUUUGACGUGUACAAGGCGCCACUGCAGGGAGACCACAACCAUUUAUUUAUCAGACAAGGGACAGGUCUACAAGGACAGGCUGUUUUCAAGACAAAGUUAACCUUCAGGCCACACUCUACGGACAGUGCCACUCACAGGAAGAUGACUCUGUCUCUGGCGGAUAGAUGUUCAAAGACACAGAAAAUUCGUAUUUUGCCAAUGGCAGGUCGCGAUCCAGAGUCUCAGCGCACAGAAAUGAUUAAGAAAGAAGAGGAAAGAUUGAGAGCUUCCAUUCGUAGAGAAUCUCAGCAGCGAAGAAUGCGGGAGAAGCAGCAUCAGCGUGGUCUAAGUGCAAAUUAUUUAGAACCUGAUCGCUAUGAUGAAGAGGAUGAGGGAGAUGAUUCAAUCAGUCUAGCAGCUAUCAAAAACAGAUACAAAGGUGGCAUCAGAGAGGAACGUGCUAGAAUCUACUCUUCUGACAGCGAUGAGGGCUCAGAUGAAGACAAAACACAAAGACUACUCAAGGCAAAGAAACUUAAUAGUGAUGAGGAAGGUGAACCUUCUGGAAAGAGAAAAGCAGAGGAUGAUGACAAAGCAAGUAAGAAGCAUAAGAAAUAUGUGAUCAGCGAUGAAGAGGAAGAAGAUGAUGAUUAAUAUUAAGGAAGCACAAAAGUUGAAACUUUUUUUAUAUAUAUUUAUAUAUAUAUAUUGUACAGUUCUCUUACAGCAAAGAUGUAAGUAACCAUAGUGAGGUUAUUUUGAUAAAGAAAAAUUCCAUUGAAGUCUGUGUUUCUGGUGUGAAUAAAGU